Molecule: messenger RNA, 3672 nt
Organism: Megalops cyprinoides (Indo-Pacific tarpon)
Lineage: Eukaryota; Metazoa; Chordata; Actinopteri; Elopiformes; Megalopidae
Product: ubiquitin carboxyl-terminal hydrolase 43-like
Exons: 15
Coding region: 210-3638 (1142 amino acids)
Biological process (GO): protein deubiquitination
Molecular function (GO): cysteine-type deubiquitinase activity
Source: RefSeq, a predicted model, not a curated record
UCCUAGACGCUUGGAGUAAUUAUCGGAAUGUCCGAGGGACAUCACUUGCGUGUGUCUGGGUGUUUUUGUGUGCCUUGGCACGACGGUGCUACAGCGAUGUACACCACUGUGGCGGUGAUACAGUUUUGGCGUGACAAACUUCAGCCCGCGAAGAGAUAAAUCGCUUUCGCUUUAUCUUUUAUCCGUGAGCCACGGGAAUUUCAUCCAACAUGGAUAUCCAAAAGGAUGAAAAAGCGAAGAAACUAACUGCGAAAACCAAAGCGGCAAAGCGCGGAGAAAAGAAACAGAGACCGGGAAAGCUUCUUCGGAGGAAAUCACUUAAGUCGGUGGGAAGUUUUAUGAACAAGAUUUUUAAAACUUUGGCUCACUUCGGAGACAUCGACCCACCAGAUGCCGAAGAUGACGAUGGCGGGUUCCGAGACAGUUGCACGUUUACUGCCAACUCAGGAAAUUUCGAAGGGAAUAAUCAGGUAGCGGGGGAGCGUGUUGUCAAAAAGAGUGUGACACUGUCUUCCCGCGGACCGAUGAAAGAACGACUGUCUUGGUGCUAUGGGGAAAAGACCCCCGGGGUCCUGGGUUUGAAAAACCAUGGCAACACCUGUUUCAUGAAUGCCGUGGUGCAGUGUCUGAGCAAUACGGACCUGCUCGCCGAAUAUCUCGGCUUGGGGCAGUACAAAUCGGAUUUCGCCCAGAGAGUGAACGGGAUUGUAAAAAAUGAAGACGCACAACACGUUCGGGGUGAGAUGACCGAGCAGCUGGCCUGUUUGGUAAGGGCACUUUGGACUCUGGAGUAUACGCCGCAGCUGUCGGUGGAGUUCAAGAGCACCGUGUCGAAGUACAGCUCCCAGUUCCGAGGGAAUUCCCAGCAGGACGCCCUGGAGUUCCUCCUCUGGCUGCUGGACCGCGUGCACGAGGACGUCAGCUCCUCCCCGAACUGCAACAACAACAAGGCCAAAGCGUCUGCGAAGGGUCCCGGUGGAGCAGAUGAUGGCCCGGUCCUGGGGUCCGCGAAUGCACCGCAACACAGGGGACCUGGGGGACCUCACAGCUUUGUCCAGGAGCACUUCCAGGCUCAGUACAAGUCUUCCCUCACCUGCCCUCAUUGCCUUAAGCAAAGCAACACCUUCGACCCUUUCCUGUGCAUCUCCCUGCCCAUCCCUCUCCGCCAGACCAGACCUCUCUGUGUCACGCUGGUCUUCAGCACCAAGGGCCAGCGGUACCUGCGGAUCGGGUUGGCGGUGCCGUUGCUUGGGUCGCUGGCCUGCCUGCGCCGCAUGGUGGCGGACGAGGGCAAGAUCUCUCCGGACCAGGUGAUCCUGACAGAGAUCUACCCCACCGGAUUCCGCCGCUCCUUCUUCGAUGAGGAUGACCUCACCAGCAUAGCGGACAGCGACGUCAUCUACGCCUUCCAGGCCCCACCCCUCUGCAGGAGGGGUGGGCCCUUGCAAUUCUCAGGGUACCCUCUCAGCCUCCCCUCCUCUCCUUUCUCCUCCGGGCCCGAAGGUCAAAGGCUACCUCCCUCGGGCUUCCUUUCGUCCGAGUUCCUGAACCACGGCGGCGCGGGGAGGGUGCUGCUCCUGGUGUGCAACGCCGCGGGGACAGGGCAGCACGCUGUGAGAUUCGGUCCUCCGUACUUCAUGCUCGAGGACCGGAACAUUCCCUGGGAGCAGCUCCAGCAGAGCGUCCUCGCCAAGCUCCGCUACCUGAUGAUCAACGGGACGCAGGUGCAGAAUGCAGGAGUGCUCUUCAAGAUCCGCGUGGUCGGAGGACUGGCGCCCCACAGCUACCUGUCCCCUCAGGACAGUCGGCCACUCUGUCACCCCGCAGUGGACAGAGCCCUGAAGUUCUGCGGGACAGGGGGACCGCCCCAUGUCAAGCUUGUCAUCGAGUGGGACCACAAGACCAAAGAGCGCGUGUUUGGUAACAUCCAGGAGGAGGUGACCCGGGAUGCAGAGAGCGUGAGGAUCCAGCACCAGCAGCACCUCCAGCAGCACAGCUGCACCCUGGACGAGUGCUUCCAGCUCUACACCAAAGAGGAGCAGCUGGCACCGGACGACGCCUGGCGCUGCCCGCACUGCCAGCAGCUUCAGCAGGGCACGGUGAAGAUGAGCCUGUGGACGCUGCCCGACAUCCUCAUCCUCCACCUGAAGCGCUUCCGGCAGGCCGGCGAGCGCCGCACCAAGCUGCUGACGCUGGUGCGCUUCCCGCUGGCCGGCCUCGACAUGGCGCCCCACGUGGGCAAGGGGGGCCGUGGCGCCCGCCCCCUCGGCCCCUGGCCCGCCCCCUGGAGGCAGGCCGACCCGCCCCACGACUUCCUCUACGACCUGUACGCCGUCUGUAACCACCACGGCGGCAUGCACGGCGGGCACUACACAGCGUACUGCAGGAACUCAGUGGACGGCCAGUGGUACAGCUUUGACGACAGCAGUGUGGACAUGGUGCCGGAGGGGGAGGUGUGCACCCGGGGGGCCUACAUCCUCUUCUACCAGAAGCGCAACUCCAUCCCACCCUGGUCAGCCAGCAGCUCCGUCAAGGGUUCCACCUGCUCCUCAGCGUCAGACCACUGGCUGAUUCGCCUGGCCGGAGACAGCAAAAGGGGCAGCCUGGUCUCCAGGGUGUCCAGCAGCUGCCCCUCCCACGGGCCGCAGACUCCGGAGUCCCCCGUCUUCCACGGCGACACCCCUAAAAGAGAGAGGGGAGGGUUUGAGACCCGGCCGUUUGUGCACGGGACCCCGGGCCGGAGCAGGAGCAUGAGGACACCCACCAAGGCCAGGGAGGGCCUGAGCAAAGUGCUGCCCCUGCGCUGGUCACUGGGUUCCAAAGAGCGGCACAGGCCCACAGCCGCACCAGGAGAGCUGGUGGAGUACCUGGAGUCGGGGCGGCGGCCGCGCUGCACCAAGGAGUCCAUCGUCCCGCUGAUGACCGGCCCGGCCGAGGAGGGCCAGCGCAUGGAGCCCCCAGAGAGGAGCAGCAGCCUCAAGCAGGAUAAGAGCCUCGCCAAGAGGGUCUCCAAAAAGACCAAGCAAGACCAGGCUGUGAACCAGGACGCCCGGUCCCAGAGGAACCCCGCCGCAGCCCCCCAGCUCGGGUCCGACUGUGGCUCCGCCCUCGAACACCACCCGGACUGCGUGCUGAGGAGAGCCACGGGCCAGGCGGGGGCAGCAGCCAGGGCAGGAGGGCAGGGGGAGCAGCCGACAGCACUGACCCAGGACGGUAGAGGGAGGAGAGACGACGGCCUCUUCUGCUUGCUGACUCCCGGCUUCCUGAGGAGGGACGGGCCGAGGAAGUGCCGCGGAAACGAGGGGGUCGACAGCAGCCCGUCCCACCCGUCCCCUAACGGGACGCCGAACGGGCUGACCAAGCAGAACGCCAAUGGCGCCCCCAGAGGUGGCGGCAGACACUACGGGGACAUGGCCAACGGCGGGAUGGGCCGUGGCCUCGCGGACAUACGGCGCUCCCAAAGCUCCUCGCACAUCCCGACCCGGCUGGACGCAACACCGCGCAUCACCGCCCCGCUGUGCAAGAGAGUCCCUGUGGCCACACCCCCCCGAAACCCCACCCACAUCACUCUGCAGAGAGUCUGCUACAGCACCGCCUCACUUGGCAGAAAGAGGCCGGUCCCUGAGUCCAGCUUCUGACCACUUCAGCACAUCAGUAGCACCAUAAGUGGCA